Messenger RNA from Melampsora larici-populina 98AG31, 1128 nucleotides. RefSeq lists its product as uncharacterized. The transcript is spliced from 2 exons. Gene Ontology annotation, biological process: transmembrane transport. Gene Ontology annotation, molecular function: transmembrane transporter activity. The annotation marks the transcript as partial. The record is from RefSeq and is a predicted model, not a curated record. NCBI's taxonomy places the organism in Eukaryota, Fungi, Basidiomycota, Pucciniomycetes, Pucciniales, Melampsoraceae.
AUCUUCUCCUUCCAGGACGAAGCUACGCAUACGUCCGAAACAAAGUUUAUAAAACAGUCUCCCAACGUCGAUCUCGGAAAGCUCACCGACCUGGCUAUCUUACAUUGGGAAGUCGUACACGACAAGAUCGGAGUUCAAGAAGCAUCUGCCGAGAUCUCUCGUCUUAUGCGAGCAAAACCUGAGUAUGGCACUCUGGCUACCAUCGGAAUCGGUGCUUUGUGCAGCGCAUGCAUUGGUCCAGCAGCAUUCAAUUCAAGUUUCCUGGAUAUGCUCGUCGCGGCUCCACUCGGGGCCGGAUUAGUAGCCGCUCAGUUAUUGAUCGCAUCCAAAUCCGACGUACUUUCUCAAAUCUUCGAGAUCGUGGUGACAGGCUUAGCAAGUUUCAUUGCUGCCGGAUUGGCCUCAACCGGUUUAUUUUGUUAUUCGGCUAUCAUCGCAUCGUCCAUCGUUCUUAUCCUUCCAGGUUGGUUAGUUUGUUGUGCUGCUUUAGAGCUUCAGAGUCGAUGCAUCGUAAGUGGAAGUGUGAGGUUGAUCUGGGCAGUGAUCUAUGCAUUGUUCUUAGGAUUGGGUAUCAGCGUUGGGGCACAAUUCUGGACUUUAUUCUCGGGCCAUGACGUAGAGUUGGCAGUAGAUGGAACGUGCGGAAAUACUCACACAGACAUCUGGUACCGCAAGACCAUCCCUCUAUGGUCGGCGUUUAUAGUCGUACCGGGUUACGCAUUUUUUCUAGCGCUUCGUCAACAAGCCCGACUUAAAAGUAAAGAGCUUUGGGUGACGAUUCUUCUUUCUAGUGGUGGAUGGGCAGCAAAUCAUUUUGCCUCUAUAGCUUUUCCAAAUAGAUCUGAUAUCAGCUCUGCACUUGGAUCUUUUGUCGUUGGAUUUGCGGCUAACAUAUAUGGAAGGAUGUUCCAAGGUACUGCAUUUAUUGUGGCACUUGUACCUAUCCUCUUCCAACUUCCAUCUGGUCUUGGGAACGGUGGACUUUUAUAUUUCGCCAACACACGUGAAUCAACUCAAUCAUUUACCAACGGAUUAUCGGUGGGCCAACAGUUGAUUGAAGUCUCGCUUGGAUUGGUAAUUGGAUUGUUCGCUGCGACAGUCAUCGUUUACCCUUUUGGAAACCGGUGA